UCUGUGGUGACUGAGUUUGUGUUCCUGGGGCUCUCUAAUUCCUGGGGAAUCCAGCUGCUGCUUCUCCUCUUUUCCUCCGUGUUCUACAUGGCAAGUCUGAUGGGGAACCUCCUCAUUGUGUUCUCUGUGAGCUAUGACCCUAAGCUACACUCCCCCAUGUACUUCCUCUUGGCCAACCUCUCCUUUCUUGAUGUGGGAGUGUGCUCGAUUGCAGCCCCCAAAAUGAUUUAUGACCUCUUCAGAAAACAUAAAGCCAUUUCUUUUGGGGGCUGUAUAACUCAGAUCUUUUUUAUUCAUGUCAUUGGGGGCACAGAAAUGAUGUUGCUUAUCGCCAUGGCAUUUGACAGAUACGUGGCCAUAUGUAAACCUCUUCACUACUUGAACAUCAUGAGCCCACGACUGUGCAUUUUGAUUUUAGCUGCUUCCUGGAUCCUGGGCCUCAUCCACUCAGUGGCUCAACUGGCUUUUGUUGUAGACUUGCCAUUCUGCGGUCCUAAUGUACUGGACAGCUUUUACUGUGACCUCCCUCAGCUCAUUAAACUUGCCUGCACAGAGACCAACAGAUUGGAAUUCAUGGUCACAGCCAACAGUGGGCUCAUCUCUGUGAGUUCUUUCUUCAUACUGAUUAUUUCUUACAUCUUUAUUUUGGUCACUGUCAGAAAACAUUCUUCAGGUGGAUUAUCCAAGGCUCUCUCUACUUUGUCAGCUCAUGUCACUGUGGUGGUUUUAUUCUUCGGACCCUUAAUCUUCUUCUAUACUUGGCCCUUCCCCUCAUCACAUUUGGAUAAGUUUCUUGCUAUUUUUGAUGCGGUUCUCACUCCUUUUCUGAAUCCAGUUAUUUAUACAUUCAGGAACAAGGAGAUGAAGGCAGCAAUGAAGAAACUCUGUCAUCAACUUGUCAGUUACAGGAAGAUGUCCUAA
This is a messenger RNA of Condylura cristata (star-nosed mole), 921 nucleotides long. Its product is annotated as olfactory receptor 4F15-like. Gene Ontology annotation, molecular function: olfactory receptor activity; G protein-coupled receptor activity. The transcript has a single exon. The record is from RefSeq and is a predicted model, not a curated record. Gene Ontology annotation, cellular component: membrane. Bases 88 to 921 code for a protein of 277 amino acids. Gene Ontology annotation, biological process: G protein-coupled receptor signaling pathway. NCBI's taxonomy places the organism in Eukaryota, Metazoa, Chordata, Mammalia, Eulipotyphla, Talpidae.